Molecule: messenger RNA, 4456 nt
Organism: Xenopus tropicalis (tropical clawed frog)
Lineage: Eukaryota; Metazoa; Chordata; Amphibia; Anura; Pipidae
Gene: rnf128
Product: ring finger protein 128
Exons: 7
Coding region: 289-1500 (403 amino acids)
Cellular component (GO): membrane
Molecular function (GO): ubiquitin protein ligase activity
Source: RefSeq, a predicted model, not a curated record
AAGAGCUGCAGCAGAGUUUCUGUUCGGCCUCACGGCCAUGGAGCAGUUAGGGAAGUACACAGACACUAGUGAGAGAGAUGGGGCCAGUGUAUGGGUGCUGCUGCAGCUAUAGGUGACGGAUGGAAGGGUUGGAGGAAAGUGUUACAAGCGGCACAGAGGCCUCGCCUAUGGGUGGGAGCAGGAUAUCACCUGAAGUGCAGGUACAGCAGGGAGUGCCCGGCGGAGAAUCAGUAGUCAGUGUGACACACAGCACAGAAGUAGCAGCACCCAAGUGCCUCAGCACACGGCAUGGGGGUACUGAGAAUGCCCCGCCAAUUCCUGCCCUUCCCCUGCCUACCGGCCCUGCUGCUGCUCAACCUGUCGCUCACCGGCGCAGAUACACUUUGGACGGCCAACGUGAACUACUCGUACGUGUAUGACAACAGGACCUACGGGGAGGAGGGGGAGAUCGGAGUGUUCGGACAAGACUCGCCCAUUGAGAGGGCAGCGGGGCUGGUGGUCCUGCCCAAGUCGGAGAGGACUUUCACCGCCUGUAAAGACAAUACCAACUUUAGCGUCCCGCAUAACUGGAACGGCCCAUGGAUCGCUCUCAUCCUGAGGGGAGGGGGCUGCACUUUCACUGAGAAGAUCAAUAGGGCGGCCGAGCGGGGCGCCAGGGCAGUGGUCGUUUAUAACAAUGGCAUGGACAAUGAGGUGUUUGAGAUGUCUCACCCGGGCACAAAGGACACCGUUGCCAUCAUGAUUGGAAACAUUAAAGGGAAUGAGAUUGUAGAGGUGAUUAAAGGUGGCAUGCAGGUCAUGAUGGUGAUAGAAGUAGGGAGGAAACACGGAUCCUGGAUAAACCAUUAUUCUAUCUUCUUUGUAUCUGUGUCUUUCUUCAUUGUCACUGCAGCCACCGUGGGCUACUUCAUCUUCUACUCAGCGCGCAGGUGGAGGCUCACACGGGCGCAGAACAAAAAAAUGAAACAGUUAAAAGCCGAGGCAAAAAAGGCUAUUGGUAAGCUUCAGCUUCGAACCAUCAAGCAAGGAGAUAAGGUUCUUGGUCCUGAUGGUGAUAGCUGUGCUGUGUGUAUUGAGCCCUACAAGCCAAGUGAUGUUGUGCGCAUUUUAACCUGCAACCAUUUCUUUCAUAAGAAUUGCAUUGAUCCCUGGCUGCUUGAACACCGAACAUGUCCAAUGUGCAAAUGUGACAUUCUGAAAUCACUUGGAAUUGCAGAAGAUGAAGAGGAAACCACAAGCGCAGCAAUACCUUCUGUUUCCAGUGAAUUGCAGAGAAGCACUGUGCAAACAAUAGAGGAGGAGAAUCGCAGUGAAAUGGCUUCUUCUGGCUACGCAUCUGUUCGGGGGGGAGAUGAACCAGUGGAUGAGGGACAGCAUAUUUAUGAGAACACAGAACUUGUACACAAUGAGGCCUCUGCUACGUCAAUUGAAGUCCUUCCACACGUGGACAACCCUGGCUUUGAAAGUGAGGAUGUCCACGUCCAUGAGAUGAAAUCCUGAGAUCCCCAGGGAAUGCUAAUAGCCGCACAUUUUAAACAGACCUCUGUUUAUUGUUCUUCUAAAAGCUACUGACUAGCAAUAAUUCCAUGCCUUGUUAGUAAACCAAAAAAAAGGGAACCCAGAAAUUUUACAGGAAGGGAAAAAAAUCUGUUUUACAAAUAACUGCAUUAGAUUGUGCCGAAUUCUCUUUUGCAUACGGCUUCUAAUUUAAAUGCACAAUUUAUUACUAUGAAAAUUCAGCAAAUUGUAUUUUUUAUUGUAUCAGAGCAAAAUAAUUUCUAGUUUUAUAUUGAAAUACAUACACAUAGAUUAUUUCUUUUUUUUUUCUAGAUACCUCAUGAUAUAAAUGAUCUGAUGUGUACUAUAUAUUUAUAUUCAUAUAGGAAUGUUAAGUAGUUCUAUAAUAAAUCUUGUUCUAUAUGAUAAAGAAUAUUAAUGUUCAGAACUCUUUGUAGGGACAAGCCUUUUGCACGCAUAUUUUAUUGCUAUUAUUUUAAACUAAAAGAGAUUAAGUGGCAGUGUCAGCUAAUACAAAAUAGCAUACAUAUCCAGAUGGUCUAAAACUUUAUUAAGCAAUAUUUUGUCUCAGAUUUAUUUUGGGUAAACUCUUUGUCCCCUGAUGCCCUAAGCAAGCAAAAUGACAUACAGUGCCCUGCUAGUCAGCGCUUGCCUGCAUAUAAGUGAGUGUGUUUUUAAAAGCAUGCUAUAGUAAUGGUUGACGCAGUUAAUUUUUUGUGUUGUUUUGUCUUGUGCCUGUAUCCAUCUUAUUUUCUACUUGAUAAUCUUUUUUUUCUCUCAUAUCUGCUGCUACUAUCUAGCGUCUUGGUUCUUUCUCCUAGAAAUGUGUGUGCUAGCACUGCACUCCUAAGGGUGAAGACACACUGAGCUACAAGUAGCAGCUACUUUUUCACAACUGCUAAACUCCAAAAAAUCCCCUGCCAUAGACAAUACUGAGAAUUGCCUCUGCUAAACACACAUAGAGACCAUUAUCAGUAAAUGAUCAGCAUUGUCUAUUUUAGUAGACACAAGAAGUAGCUUUUACUAGUAGCUCCCUAAAUAAACAUGAGCCAACCUCCCAGAAUUCAGAUCACAGACAAUUCAAACAAUAGGUGGACUUGGAAGUAUUGCAAAUGUAAAUUAAAACAGUUUUCCUAUGAUAGAUGCCCUUUAAGUUGGUGAGAGGGUUUAUCCCCUUUAACAUAUUGCUUCCUAAAAACAAUAGCUCUGAGAGAAAGGCUUCCUCCUGUGCAUGCAUUUGUUUAACAGCACUCUCUGUAUCCCCCCAAAACAGCAGAAGAGUGGGCCACAGGUUGGCCAUGGCCACUGUAAGCUGCUGAUGGAGAACUUCUAAAUGUGCCAUUAGAAAAAUGCAUGCAUAAUUACCUUUGUGGGAAAGCUUAAGAGAAAAUAUCAGUUGCAUUUUUAAAAUGUAGUAUUAUAAAAAAAAAAAAAAAAAAUAUGUUUUUAAACAAAUUCUUUGCGUUUGUCUGUACACAUUUUAAUGUUCUACACUGAAUGCUUGGACUGAAUAUUUCAAGAUCUCGAGCUUGCCUCCUUCCUCAUUAGAAUGGGACUGAGCCCACUCAGCUAGUAAAGGAUCAGUAACAAAAAAGAAAAAUGAAAAUAGUGAAUAUGAAUGGAAAUGCAAGCUAUUUGUGUAAAAAUGAUUUCAUUAAGUACUAAUUAACCACAUUGUUUGUGUGUUUAUCUGAAGCAUUAUUGCACACUUAUUUUACCUGUUUUUACCCUUAAUUUAUAUAUGAUGGACAUAUUAUCCAGCACUUUACAGAUGUGUUGCAUUAACAAACCCCCUAUCUCUGUUCUUUUGGUUUCAGUGGAGCUUUAGUUCUUUGGGACCAAAGUGAAACGAAAGUUAUUUUUAAAUAGAACUAUUCUAUCUAAAAAUGAUGCAGCCUUUUAAAGUGCAGACUGAUUAAGCAUUAUCUUAGUAUUUCUAGGGCUUUUUAUGUCAAAAACUCCCCACUUACCCAGAAAGACCUGUGGUAAGAUAAAUCUUUUAAAGAGAUAAUAUGCAGAUAUUAGUAUAGAGAUAGAGAUAAUAAUAUUAGUAUUUAGGGUACAUUUUUUGACUGCUCUCGUGGAGAUCAUCCUCCAUCUGCUAAAAUACUUCCCAUUGAAAACACUUUGGCAGACACAGGCCAUUUGGUCAUUUUCAGUAGGAUUCAGAUUCGGUGGAAUCGCUGUGCCCUGCUAAACUGAACCCUUAAAAUCACGUGACUUUUCGUCACAUAAACACGAAAGUUGAAAUUUUUCACUUCACUUUUAUCACCUCAUAACCUUACUUUCAUAUUCAAACUCGGCUCGGUGUUCAGCCAAAUCUUUCACAAAGUUUUUCAGGGUUUGAUCGGAUCUCAAACUUGUUGGUUUGGUGCAUCCCUAGUGUUUUGACUCUAUAAUGGUAUAACACAUGUGAUUGGUAAUAUAUUAUGUUUAGAGAAGAUAUGUUUUUUUUGGCAAGAAGACUUGUUUGAGACAAUAAAGUGUUUUAAAAAGCUAAACAUUUUUUUGAGUAGCCUACUGUUAUUAAUGGGCCCAUCCAAGAUUCAGCACUAAUUGCAGUACAUAGGCUACUCAUACCAUUUCUCAUUCUACUCAGUUGAGGCAUAGCCUGACACAUUUGGCAAGUAAAUCAGACCCCACAGAUGUACUGCCCAUAACAAGUCCUGUUUAUGAGCUAUUAUACAUGUUAACAUGUUGUUGCAAUACAAUAUUAUGGCCUUUCGCUCCCUAUGAUAAUUAAAAGCAAAUGUGCACUUUAUUUGAUGUCACUUUCAUGCAACCUUUUUGAGAAGCUGUGAACCCAUGCUACUGUGUGAUUAAUGGUUUUUAAAAUAAACUAAUGAAUAGAUUACUUUUACUACUUUGAUAAUUCUGUAAAUAUGUUUUAUGAUUUGUUUUUGCUAAUUUGUGUAAAUAAAUAUAUUCUAAUAGGCGA